Molecule: messenger RNA, 1921 nt
Organism: Aedes albopictus (Asian tiger mosquito)
Lineage: Eukaryota; Metazoa; Arthropoda; Insecta; Diptera; Culicidae
Gene: Ref1
Product: THO complex subunit 4
Exons: 4
Coding region: 232-1017 (261 amino acids)
Biological process (GO): mRNA export from nucleus
Cellular component (GO): nucleus
Molecular function (GO): mRNA binding
Source: RefSeq, a predicted model, not a curated record
CUUUCUUCUUCGCAGAAAAUUUCUAGCCGUCGUUCGAUCAGCAUCAAGUUCCCGGUCGGUCGCGAAAAACUUGAUAAAAUUAUCAUUUUUGCGGUUCAAUUCAGUCGAAUUUAUUUGUUACCAGUUUCAAACGGUUUCAGACGCGUUCGUGGCUUAAAAGUCGUCGAAAAGUAAACGGAUAAGCGAAUAUCGUCGUAAAAUCCUUCGGUCUAAAUAAAAGCGGCAGCCAAAAUGGUGGACAAAAUCGAAAUGAGCCUGGAUGAUAUCAUCAAAUCGCAAAAGCCCCAGCGCGGCGGAGGUCGUGGUGGCCUGAACAGAUCCGGCGGCGGUCCCCGCGGGAAUGCAAAUCGCAGCCGAAAUGGUGGCGGAGGAUUCCGACAGAAUCGUGGUGGCCCAAUGGGUGGCGGUGUUCUGAAGGGACGCAACCGGGGCGGAAUCCAGCGUUCGACGAAAUUUUCACGGGGUGACGUAAACAGCGCGUGGAAACAUGACAUGUACGAGGGAGCCCGUAAAAACCGGCUCUUAGCCGCUGCGGGACUCGGCGGCGGUGUUGGCGGCAGUGGACUGGGCAGCAGCAAGCUGAUGGUUUCGAACCUGGAUUUUGGCGUGUCCGAAUCGGACAUCAACGAGCUGUUUGCUGAUUUUGGACCACUGAAGAGCGCUUCCGUACACUAUGACCGAUCGGGGAGAUCACUCGGCACAGCAGAUGUUGUAUUCGAACGACGAGCGGAUGCCAUCAAGGCUAUGAAGCAGUACAACGGAGUCCCUCUGGAUGGACGGCCCAUGAGCAUACAGCUGGCCACAUCGGAAAUUCCUGCCCCACGAGUACCUCGCGUCCUGCCACGAUCUCCCCGACGACAGGGUGGUGGUGGUGAGGGUAGAAGUGGUGCCCCCAGAGGUGGCAACCAGGCUCGCCGCGGAGGAGGUGGCGGCGGACCACGUCGGCAACAACGUGAAACCAAAACUGCGGAAGAACUGGACGCAGAAUUGGACGCUUACACUAAGGACAUGAAGUAAGAGUAGGACUCGCCAACCAGUCAGUGGCGAAUUAGCUCUAAAGUAUGGUAGAACAGGAGAUUGCAGUGUGACCUCUUGAACUAAAAAGUUAAAAAAAAAAAACAAAAAUAGUGGUUUACUCAAUUCUGCUAUAAGGACCUCAUCCCUUCAAGUUGUGUUUCCGAAAGAAUACUACAAUGACGAGAAUAGUCAGUUAGCAGCUGCAGAAUCGGUCAGUGUAAAUAAACCACAAAGAGAAGCAAACAAUGAGGAGAAGUACUUUAAUUUAACGAAAUAAUGUAGUACACAGAGACACGAUCAUCAUUGAGCUUGCAGUAAUGCUCAUCUCAGGUGGACGGUGAAGAAGCAAAUAACCACACUCAUGAUGAUCUCCAUUCGUAAGCUAUGCAGUUCAUUGGUUAAAUUAUUCAACGAUUGUUUGAGAAAAACAAGUAGAAAAGUCCAAACCUGUUACAAUAUAUUUUGUAAUUUGGUCAAUUAGCGAAAUGUGUUCUCAUUCCUGAGAAUUAAAGAAAUUAAAAAGUCCAAAAAAAAAACAAAUGAAGAUCUUAGUUUAUUAAUGAAUUAUUAGUAAUCAUAUUCAUAAGAAUUUCAAAUGUAACUCUGUGACAAACUUAAUUGAAGGCAAUUAAAAAAGUAUCAGUAACAACCGGUAAUCACCGAGUGCAAACAAUCGCAACUGUAAGAUCACACCGCUAGACACAGCUUAAUUUUACCACAUGAACUUUUCUUUCUUUAUUUUUGAGCAGAUAAUUCAGGACACAUUCGAUAAAAUCAUUAAAAAUUUCAAAUUUUGUUAAAACGUGGAAUAAAUAAUAAAUCUGUAAUGCUAGCAGAAUGUUUUAGUUGGUAGUAAUUAGUUUAAGGAACUCUAAAAAGAAAAUAUAACACACUUCAUCUUAAA